UGGUGUUUCUCCACGAGCACGGACUUUUCAAAGGGUCCGGAUUCGUUCGAGAACUAAGUUUCAAGUCCGAGCAAAGGAAAUUUAUAAAUGAAAUGUCUACGCAAAGCCCACUGUGUGUCCGCUGUUGAGCGCCUGCGCUUUGCCACUGCCUGGGCAUUAUUACAUUAAUCUACAAACGACAACAUUAGUACUAACUCACAGUAUUUAGUAGCUGGACGACAAGUAAAAAGAAAGUACGAAAAAACAAAACAGCAGCACAGUAUUUGGUGUAUAGUCACGAAUUUACAGCAAAACACUGAUUUAUAUAGAAACCAAUUACUACGAUGGUUGGUUAAAGAAUUUUGCGCAAAGCUCAUUUAACCAGCUGCUGCAACAGGAUGAGCAACAACAAGGCAGCAAAUAUGGAGAAAUUUUGCGGUUUGAUUUUCAUUUUAGCUGCGGUGGCAAUCGAUUUGAGUGCGUGCAACCAUUUGCCUAUGCAUCGACUCGACUAUCCAGAGGAUGCACUGACGCUGAAUGAGCAUUUCUUCAACGAUGUGCGUGCACUGAUCAAGCGACGUCUAAAGGAAACUGCAGCGUUGCAGGAGUUGCAUAUGGAUAAUGAAAAUGUAAUCGGUAUUGGCGGCAGCAGUGGCAGUAACAGCAAUGAGUUACCCACAAAUUUGGAGCAUAUCAGCGUUGGAGGUGUAGGCAGCGGCGGUAGUGAUGUUGGCAUAGAUAUUAUAACGCCACCGCCCACGGUACCCACACCAGUACUGGUGGAGAAUUGGCCCACUGAAAGCCACUCCUUUGGUCAGGUCACCGCCGUAUCUAUAGAUCCACAUGGUAAUCCGGUCAUUUUUCAUCGCGCCGAUAGAUAUUGGGAUGCGAACACCUUUAAUGACAGCAACAUUUUCUAUUUGAUUGAAUAUGGACCGAUUAAGGAGAAGACUAUUUACAUUUUAGAUCCCAAGACAGGUGCUAUUAAGUCUGGUUGGGGUGAAGAUAUGUUUUACAUGCCACAUGGCAUGACCAUUGAUGUGCAUGGGAAUUAUUGGAUUACGGAUGUAGCAAUGCACCAGGCAUUUAAGUUCAAACCAUUUGAAACUCAACCGCUGCUUACCGUCGGAAAGCGAUUCAAACCUGGCUCAAGCAUUAACCAUCUCUGCAAGCCCACCUCUAUUGCGGUCGCCACUACCGGCGAGUUUUUCAUUGCCGACGGUUACUGCAAUAGCCGCAUUUUGAAAUUCAACGCUGCUGGACGGAUUUUGCGCACCAUACCUCAGCCACCAGAAUUCCUCUCCUUACAAGUGCCACAUGGCAUCACGCUAUUGGAACAUUUGGAUCUCCUCUGCAUUGCUGAUCGUGAGAAUAUGCGUGUCGUUUGCCCAAAAGCCGGACUAAAAUCGUCACAGGGCGAGGGCCAACCCGCCGCUACAAUACAGGAGCCCGAUUUGGGGCGGGUCUUUGACGUGGCCGCUUACGGUAAUAUUGUUUAUGCAGUUAAUGGACCUACAUCAAUGUUGCCCGUACGUGGUUUCACCAUUGAUCCACGCUCUGAAACUAUUAUUGGGCAUUGGGGUGAAUUUAAGAACCCACAUUCGAUUGCUGUAUGCGUAAAUGGUUCAGCAUUGUAUAUAACCGAAAUUGGUACAAAUCAUCAGACAAAUAAAGUAUGGAAAUAUGUGUUGGUUUAAAUGUACUGAAGAAAGUGGAGAAAGCCGAAGUGUAAUAAAAAAUAAACCCAAAGUAAAUACCUACCUAAGUGUUUAAAACCCAUACAAAGCAAACAAUAAUCCAGUGCACACGACGUUCAUUUCCGCAAAAGCCAUAAACAUAUACAUAUGUAUAUGUAUGAAGUAGGCAUUGUUGUAAAUAAAACAAUACGUAUGUAUUAAAUGUAAGCAUUAUACUUGUAACUUAAAUAACUUAUCGAAAAUGACACGUACGAUUUGCACCUUUAAAACAAAAAGAUAAUACGAAAUUAUUAACACAAAAUAUUCACUAAACGUUUUUACCUCGGAAGCAGCACACCAAGCAUUUGUGUGAAUUUGAUUGCAACAACAAAAAUAACUCAAGUCAUAUCUCGUAAUCAAAUCACUAUAACCAAAAAGGUAAAUGUGUAAUAAAAACCCACUUCGUUACGUAGAAAUUUCACCAUGAACUUCCAUUAUCUAUAUUUGAAAGCAUCUGCAAAAAUAUACAACCACAACCAAAAAAUAGAACCACUAUAGCUAAAACUAUAAUAACAAUUUCUUGAAUAUACAUAAGUACAUACAUACAUAUAACAUAAAAAUAAUUUAAACUAACAUUUUAAAGAAUUAUCAAAGUACGAAAAUCUAUGUACAUAUACGUAGUAU
Rhagoletis zephyria (snowberry fruit fly) is the source of this 2339-nucleotide messenger RNA. It is a transcript of the gene Pal2, whose product is annotated as Peptidyl-alpha-hydroxyglycine-alpha-amidating lyase 2. The record is from RefSeq and is a predicted model, not a curated record. Gene Ontology annotation, cellular component: membrane; extracellular region. Gene Ontology annotation, biological process: peptide metabolic process. NCBI's taxonomy places the organism in Eukaryota, Metazoa, Arthropoda, Insecta, Diptera, Tephritidae. Gene Ontology annotation, molecular function: protein binding; catalytic activity.